Molecule: messenger RNA, 660 nt
Organism: [Torrubiella] hemipterigena
Lineage: Eukaryota; Fungi; Ascomycota; Sordariomycetes; Hypocreales; Clavicipitaceae
Source: the annotation of a GenBank genome assembly
AUGCCCGUCACUCUCCAUACCGACCCUCACUUCCCCUGUCCUCAGCGGCUGCAACUCGUCAUUGAGCAUCUGAACCUUCCUCUACAGGAAACGUUUCAAUACAACAUCCUCAAAGGCGAACAAAAGACGGAACGUCUACUUAAGAUAAACCCUGCGGGAAGUGUACCGUUUAUCGAAGACGAAUUGGAUGCACAACCCUUCUUCCUUGCUGAAUCGCGAGCCAUUGCUCGCUAUUUGGUUGCUCGGUAUGGAAAGGAUAGUGGCUUGAUGCCUGAUCCCAGCAACUUGGGAGAAUAUGCCAAGUUUGAGCAGGCGGCCGCCGUCGAGGUAGCCGGCUUUGAUCCUGCUGCGAAUCCACUCGUUCUCGAGGAGCACUUUAAGCCAAACUUGUUUGAGCGAGAUCCCGAUCUACACUUAGCACAGUGGCUUCGAAAGCGACUAGAUCCGGUUCUAAGCAACCUAAACAACACCCUUAAAACUCAACCUUUUAUGGCGGGAGAGAAACUUACACUGGUGGACUUCUUUUACGUGCCGUAUACACACUAUCUGGUCGAAAUUGUGUGGCCUUCCUGCUUCGAGGAACGACCUCAUCUUGCCGCUUGGUGGGCUUCAAUGACGAAACUUGCUGCGUACAAAUCUGUAUAUGGUAGCAAGGAAUGA